AUGGCUAAAUUUAAAAGUAGGCGGUUGAGAAGAACCGCCAAAAAGCAAUCGAAAAGAGAAAAGGAAGAAGCAAAGUGGGAUAACUUUUCAAAAACUGGACAGAAAAAUGGACGUCAAGGCAAAAACAGCGACAAGUCCAACAACAACAUCAACGAACAACACAGCAUGUCAAAAAGUGAGAAAGUGGAAAGAAAGACGUUUCAGAAAUACAGGAAGAAAACGGUGUCAGUUGAUUCAGAAGAGGAAGAAGUGGAAGUUGUCCCUGAGAAGUCGGUGUCGGCCAAGUCAGCUCUAACAGAAACAGACACCUCUGAUGAUGACACAGAUAAGGAAUUCGAGGAAACCAGAAAACUUGUUACGGAACAGAACCGCAAGAAAAGGAAGUCUGGUGGAUUCCAGUCCAUGGGCUUAUCACAUUCCGUUUACACUGGAAUUAUAAGAAAGGGUUACAAAGUUCCCACACCUAUCCAGAGGAAGACAAUUCCACUUAUUCUGGACGGGAAGGAUUUGGUUGCCAUGGCCAGAACAGGAAGUGGUAAAACUGCAGCGUUUCUUAUUCCUCUGUUUGAGAAGCUGAAGUCGCACUCUGGGAAUGCGGGCGCCAGGGCAAUCAUCAUGUCGCCCACAAGAGAGCUGGCGUUACAGACUCUCAAGUUUACCAAAGAGCUUGGAAGAUUCAUGGGGCUGAGAGCAGCUGUGAUUUUGGGAGGUGAUAGGAUGGAAGACCAGUUUUCUGCUCUUCAUAACAGCCCAGACAUAAUUAUCGCCACUCCUGGACGAUUCCUGCACGUGCUGGUGGAAAUGGAGCUGAAGCUAACCUCUGUGGAGUACGUGGUGUUUGAUGAGGCCGACAGAUUGUUUGAGAUGGGAUUCAGGGAGCAGCUCCAUGAGAUCAUACACCGCCUGCCUGAGACUCGCCAAACGGUCCUCUUCUCGGCCACUUUACCAAAGCUACUGGUUGAGUUUGCCAAAGCCGGGCUCCAUGACCCGGCACUCAUCAGACUGGAUGUGGAUUCUAAAAUCAGUGAACAGUUACAGAUGUCAUAUCUGCGGUGCCGAGCUGAUGACAAGCCCGCGGUCUUACUGAGCCUCUUGUCUGAUAUAAUCCCGCCUUUCCAGCAGACUGUUGUCUUCGCCGCCACAAAGCACCAUGUGGAGUACAUCCAUUUAUUACUAACCGCAGCAGGAGUGACCAGCAGUUACAUCUACAGCUCUCUUGACCAGACAGCCAGGAAGAUCGCGGUUGCUAAAUUUCAGCACAAGAAGUGCUCUGUGUUGAUCGUGACGGAUCUGGCCGCCAGAGGGAUAGACAUACCCAUGUUGGAUAAUAUCAUCAACUACAACUUCCCCGCAAAACCCAAACUGUUUGUUCACAGAGUUGGCAGAGUUGCCCGCGCAGGCCGCAGUGGUGUGGCAUAUUCGCUUGUCUCCCCAGACGAGGCACCAUUCCUCAUUGAUUUACAUCUGUUCCUGGGAAGACCACUGAAAAUUGUGACAUCAGAUAAGAAAUUAGAAGAUACAGAUGGUUGCUAUGGACAGGUUCCCCAGUCUGUGAUAGAUGAACAGAAUCAACACAUCCUACUGUGGACACAAGCCUCUACAGAUCUGCAAAACAUGAAGAGAGUUUGCUCAAACGCCUACAAGCAGUAUGUCAGGUCAAGGCCGGCACCAUCUGUCGAAUCAGUCAAGCGGUGCAAGGAGAUGGUGCGAGACCAGGUGGCAAUGGGAAUACAUCCGAUAUUUGGCAAUGUUGACCAAGAAACAGAGGAAGAGAGAUUAAAGCUGCUAAAUGCCAUGAAAACCUACAAACCUGUUGCGACAAUAUUUGAGAUAAACUCAACGACAAAAAACAAAGCCAUGGUUGUGAUGAAACAAAAGAGGAGCUUCCAUGGAGGUACCAUAGUUUCCAAUACCAAACGGGUGAUGGAAAAACGAGAAUCUGACAACAAAGCGGAGAGUGAGGAGUCCACUUCACUGGUUCAGAGUACGCAGGAUGAUGUUCAGACUACCUUUUCCACAGUCAUUGUGUCCAAAAAAUAUCAUGACUCUGACUCGAGUGAAAAACGAGGCAAGAAACAGAGACGAAUACAGGUCAAGGAUGAGGAGAAUUACCUGAGUUACAGACCCUCGGAUUUCCAAAGUGAAAAAGGGUUGAGUUUGGGGGGCAGUUUUGAGCAGCAGGUGACUGGAGCAGUCUUAGAUCUUACCGGGGAUGAAUCCAAAUCCAUGAGUAGUGCAGCAAACCAGCUUAAAUGGGACAGAAGAAAGAAGAAAUAUGUCAGAGUGGGAGCUGGGCAAGACCCAAAGAAUCGCAAGAUUCAGACAGAAAGUGGAGCGUGGAUUCCAGCGUCUUACAGAUCCAACGUUUACAAAGAUUGGUUAAACAAGAACAAGAUGGCGGAUGGCGGCGGCGAUGAUAGCGACAAGGAAGACAACUCUGCGCAUAACAGGUUCUCGGCGUCAGGAACCACGAACAGGCAGAAGCGAUGGCACACGGCCGGUCCAGAUAAUUCCAAGUCAGGACCUUCUGGACAGAAAAAGUUCAGAUUUGGCAGCAAGGAAAAGGAAAUACGUCGACCAGAGCAGAUUUUAAAGGAACGUCGGAAGAAAGCCAAGCAAUACGCUUUCCAAAUGAAACGCCAAAACAUGAGACAAAGACGGAGAAACUUUCAAUCCAGUCGCACGAAGAAAGGAACGCGGUGAAACUGUCAAGUUCUGGAUUGUGUAAAUUGUUUGAAAACAUGACC
Liolophura sinensis is the source of this 2747-nucleotide messenger RNA. Its product is annotated as ATP-dependent RNA helicase DDX54-like. NCBI's taxonomy places the organism in Eukaryota, Metazoa, Mollusca, Polyplacophora, Chitonida, Chitonidae. The record is from RefSeq and is a predicted model, not a curated record. The transcript is spliced from 20 exons. Gene Ontology annotation, molecular function: RNA helicase activity; ATP binding; RNA binding. The coding region runs from base 1 to 2703 and encodes 900 amino acids. Gene Ontology annotation, cellular component: nucleus; cytosol.